AUGGGCAACCAAAACUCAUAUCUAAGACGGUUUCGUCGCAAUCAACCAUAUCAAACUCAGCCGUUUAUGGGUCCUCCACAAAUGGAUCAACAACAACCACCACCACCCCAAAUGAUGAUGGGAAGUGCACCUCCCAUGAUCCAAGGAAGUCCUAGCACGAUGAUGCAACAACAGGAGGAACAAGAAAUACAAAUGGAACAACAGAUGGAGCAGCAGAUGGAACAGCGGCAAAUAGAACAACAGCAAAUGGGACAACAGCAACAAAUGCAAAUGCAAAUGCAGAUGCAAAUGCAACAACAACAGCAAAUGAUGAACCCUAUGUUUCAACCAAUGAUGCAAUCUGGUCCACCUCCAGGCUUCAUGAUGAUUCCGCCGAACGGGCAACUACAAGGGUGGCAACAACAAUCUUGGCAACCACAGACAUGGGACUUGGGAGGAGGAAGCCGAGUGACGAUAUCAGAGGGCCUGGUAGUGGUGGAUACAUCAGGUGGUGGAUGGGGAAACGGUAACUACGCCAUUAUGUAG
Umbelopsis ramanniana AG is the source of this 525-nucleotide messenger RNA. RefSeq lists its product as uncharacterized. The transcript has 2 exons. The record is from RefSeq and is a predicted model, not a curated record. NCBI's taxonomy places the organism in Eukaryota, Fungi, Mucoromycota, Umbelopsidomycetes, Umbelopsidales, Umbelopsidaceae. Bases 1 to 525 code for a protein of 174 amino acids.